AUGGUUGAUGGAAGUGAAAUAAAAAGAUUAACUGAAGCGUAUGGAUCGAAGAAUCAACCUCAUAAUUCAUCUGAAAAUAUUUUAUCAACACCAAAACGUAGACGAUAUGAAGAUAAUGAUAAUGACGUGCAAAAAAUAGACGAUAAUGAUAAUUUUCAAAUAGUUGAAAAACGUAAUCGAAAAAAAACACGGACAACAAUUAAUUCAAACGACUACCCAUGUAAUCACGAAACGCACGUUGGACGCGGCUAG
This is a messenger RNA of Rotaria sp. Silwood2, 252 nucleotides long. NCBI's taxonomy places the organism in Eukaryota, Metazoa, Rotifera, Eurotatoria, Philodinida, Philodinidae. The record is from the annotation of a GenBank genome assembly.